Molecule: messenger RNA, 627 nt
Organism: Glarea lozoyensis ATCC 20868
Lineage: Eukaryota; Fungi; Ascomycota; Leotiomycetes; Helotiales; Helotiaceae
Exons: 2
Coding region: 1-627 (208 amino acids)
Biological process (GO): regulation of lipid metabolic process
Cellular component (GO): mitochondrion
Source: RefSeq, a predicted model, not a curated record
AUGGUUCCCUUACCUCUCUUUAAAUUUGCGGCCCUCUUCGUCAGACAUGUGUCGAAAUAUGGCGCUAAUUGGAUUAAGAAUCAAGCCCAUGACCACCCGAAGUUCCGAACGAUCGCAGCGCGUUAUGGUCAAACAAUGCAUCAAAUAAACAUGCGCAUGGCAGUCACUUUAUUGCGGGAUGCAGCGGCCGAAAAGAGAGCCAGAGAGAAAGCGGAGGCUCCGACUGUGAAAACCGAAGAGCAGACGAAAAUCGACGAGGCGCAUAAGGCUCAAAAGAAGGCAAACCCGUCCACCAGCAUAUGGAGAAGAAGAUUUAGGCCGUUACCGGAGGGGAAAGCUGUUGAUCUCUUUGCAGAUGUUAUAGGAGAUAUGUUUAUCCUCUUCGUUGCUGGCGGAUUGAUACUGUAUGAAUAUGUCCGGACAAGGGGGAAACCAGACGCGAAUGCAGAGAAAAUAGCUGCCCUGAAUGAAAAGCUUGCAGAAUUGGAUAGACGAGAGCAGGAAUUGGAGGACUCGGAAAAGAAACAGAUUACUCGUGUAGAAACACUGGAACAAGCCAUUGAAGAGAUGAAAAGGCAGACAGCGGAAAGCGGAAAGAAGAAAAGAUCAAUAUCUUUCUCUUCAUAA